Messenger RNA from Meloidogyne enterolobii, 199 nucleotides. The record is from the annotation of a GenBank genome assembly. NCBI's taxonomy places the organism in Eukaryota, Metazoa, Nematoda, Chromadorea, Rhabditida, Meloidogynidae.
AUGAAGGUCAUUAAAAGGACAGCAAAAGGCGAACAGCAAGAGGCCUUCUACGUACAAGCUCGCUGGAGGGCGGAUUUGCCUCUUGGGCUGGUCAUCGAGAACAGGAAUGGUACCAUUGUCGUGACGCAAGUUCAGCCGGGCAGCAUUGCAAAUCAGUUUUUUCAGUAUGGGGACGUCUUAGAGAAAGGUAAAAGAUAAC